Messenger RNA from Euleptes europaea (tarantolino), 2280 nucleotides. It is a transcript of the gene ZBTB49, whose product is annotated as zinc finger and BTB domain containing 49. Gene Ontology annotation, biological process: regulation of transcription by RNA polymerase II. Lineage: Eukaryota; Metazoa; Chordata; Lepidosauria; Squamata; Sphaerodactylidae. Gene Ontology annotation, cellular component: nucleus. Bases 1 to 2280 code for a protein of 759 amino acids. Gene Ontology annotation, molecular function: RNA polymerase II cis-regulatory region sequence-specific DNA binding; protein binding; DNA-binding transcription factor activity, RNA polymerase II-specific. The record is from RefSeq and is a predicted model, not a curated record. The transcript is spliced from 7 exons.
AUGGACUCUGUUGCCAGCCACAGCUGCUACCUCCUUCAGCAGCUUCAUGAGCAGCGCAUUCAAGGUCUUCUCUGCGAUUGCAUGUUGGUGGUCAAAGGUGUCUGUUUCAAAGCACAUAAAAAUGUGUUAGCUGCUUUCAGCCAAUAUUUCAGGACCCUAUUUCAGAAUUCUUCAGGACAGAAGAAUGAUGUAUUUCAUCUGGAUAUUAAAAAUGUUGGUGGCAUAGGGCAAAUCUUGGACUACAUGUACACGUCCCACCUUGACCUGAACCAGGACAAUGUACAACCUCUUUUGGAUAUUGCACAAUGUCUACAAGUGCAGAAUGUCUUGAACGUGUGUCGUUCCUUUCUAAGAUCCUCUGCGAUUUUGGAGCAGCCAGCUGCUAUGCCUUGUAACAAUGCCUUCCCAUUGCAAAAUACUUUGGCUGCAGAUACUAGUUGUGAGACUUACGAUGCUAAUUUGCUGUGUGCUUGUUCCCCAGCUGCACAGCCCAGCAAGCUCUUGGAUGAUCAUCAUUUGCAGGGGACACUGCCUGCUGCACUUCCCACCUCUUCUGGUAAGGUAGACAAACAGAAGCAAGAUUCCAUGGAUGCUAGUUGCACAGAUCUCCCUUUUAAGCAGCCAAAUUGUUAUUACAAACUUCGUAACCUUUAUAGCAAACAGUUCUACAAGCAAACAGUUUGUCCCAGCAAUGAACAAUCACCAGAGCCAUCCUUUGCUUUUAGUGCCUCUGCAGAACGCAGUGCAGUCGAAAAUAGUGCUUCUUGUAUCAUCAGUCACUCGGAAUGUAUUUUGGAAUCACCUGAUCAUUUACCUUCAAACUUCCUGGUUCAGCCCUUAAAUGAGUGUAAUGAAGAUCAGGAUUCAGAAAGCACGCCUUUACAGCCAGCUGAACAUAUGAGACUUAAAAAAGCAGUGUCCCUUAAAAAACUGAAUUUCCUACGGUCUCAGAAGUCUUCAGACUUAAGUUCUCCUGAACUUAAAAUUCCUGAUGGGGACAUUGCUAGGGAAACUGAGUCAGAAAGAGGAAGUGACAUGCAGAGGACAAGUGCUGCUGCUGGAAACAAAGAAGUGAAAGAGCUGGUCAGUUCUGAAGGCUUGGCGGAAAAUGCCGAGCUUGAGCCAUCUCAGGAACUUUCUGAAGUGAAUGGCCAAUCCCAGAUUUUCCUUUCAGAGAGACAGUAUCCUUGUGCAUUAUGUGGGAAAGCUUUUAAACACCCAAGCAAUCUGGAGCUCCACAUAAGAUCUCAUACAGGUGAGAAGCCAUUUGAAUGCAACAUUUGUGGGAAAUGUUUCUCACAGGCAGGCAAUCUUCAGACUCAUUUACGUCGGCAUUCGGGUGAAAAACCUUACAUCUGUGAAAUCUGCGGGAAACGGUUUGCUGCUUCUGGGGAUGUCCAGCGCCAUAUUAUUAUCCAUACUGGAGAAAAGCCUCACUUGUGUGAUAUUUGUGGCCGAGGAUUUAGUAACUUCAGUAAUUUAAAGGAACACAAAAAGAACCAUGCAGUAGAGAAAGUUUUCACCUGUGAUGAGUGCGGAAAGUCCUUUAACCUACUCAGGAAAUUGGUAAAGCACAGGAUCAGGCACACGGGAGAGCGGCCUUAUAGCUGCUCAGCUUGUGGAAAAUGCUUUGCAGGGUCUGGUGACCUACGAAGACACAUCCGGACUCACACUGGGGAAAAGCCGUAUACCUGUGAGACUUGCAAUAAAUGCUUCAGUCGCUCUGCCGUCUUACGUCGGCACAAAAAAAUCCAUUGUAAAUCGGGUAACGAAGAUCCAAACAGUCUGGAUGAGCUCACCCAAACCAUGGAAAUGUCUGACCUUGAAAAGUCCCAAACGCCAGACUCCUUCACCCAAGAAAUAUCAAUAACUUUACUGCCAGUGUCAGUGACAUUUCCCACCCACCCAACUGAAAAUUCAGCGAGUGAAUCGGAGAGCCCUGCAGUAACAUUUCGGAAAGUGCCGGCUGAAGCGCAACAGAGCAAUUGCGGAAACCACCAGAAACUGAGCUUAGAUCCUGUUAAGCUCUCCAGAUCUCAGAGAAGAUCGUUCUCUUAUAAAGAAGUGGACACGCCCCCAGAGGAGGGGCCUCUGCCAUCUGACGGGAUCCCCAUGAUUCGCUCCACUGGGGCCAGCCUGGGCAGCAGCUGUAGUAGCGAACUGAGUAGCCGUGUAUCAUCUGCGGAGUAUAGAAGUAACGACGGGCCGUUCUUCUCCAGCGUGACCCUGUGGGGUUUAGCCAUGAAGACUUUGCAGAACGAGAAUGAGUUGGGUCAGUGA